AUGGACUCUUCUGGGGCCCUUCUGCGUGCCUUUCAAUCUUGCCUGGAUCAGAGAGAGGUUAAAGGGCGUCGCCGCUAUCUCCAAGUCCCACCAUCCGGCGGGGUGGAUUUUUCCUCUAACGACUUCCUUUCGCUAUCAACAUCAACCACCCUCCGCUCCCACCUUUUACAAAGUCUUGCCCGUGAGCCUUCGUCACAUUCAUUUGCAAGCACGGGGUCUAGGCUUUUGGACGGUAACUCAGCGUAUAUAGAAAAUCUGGAGCGCUUUAUAACCGCCUUCCACAAUGCGGAGAGCGGCUUACUCUUCAACUCCGGCUAUGAUGCCAAUCUAUCGAUCUUUUCAUGCGUUCCACAGCCGGGGGAUGUUGUUAUACACGAUGAGUUAAUCCACGCGAGUGUCCACGAUGGUGUGAAACUUUCGAGAGCCUCGAGGAAAAUUUCAUUCGAGCAUAAUUCGGUCGACGAUUUUUUCCGAAUUGCACAAAGCGUUGUACAAGGAGAUCCUUUGGUAGCGUCGGGAGAGCGGAGCGUAUUUGUUGUAGUGGAAUCUCUGUAUAGUAUGCAGGGUGACUUUGCCCCAAUUGCGGAACUUCUAGCGGUUAUCAAGACUGUGUUUCCCAGAGGGAAUGCAUACAUGAUUGUGGAUGAAGCGCACACCACAGGAGUGUUCGGACCUCGAGGGGCAGGUCUUGUCCAAGAACUUGGUGUCGAGGGCCAUGUUUUCAUCAGAGUACAUACGUUUGGUAAAGCGCUAGCCAGCCACGGAGCAAUCGUUCUCUGCUCCCACCUCACGCGGGAAUAUCUGAUCAACUACGCUCGACCCCUCAUAUAUUCCACGGCAUUGGGCCUUCCAUCUCUAGCCGCCACCCGCGUUGCAUACGAGCUGAUGAACGAUGGAGCAACUGAGUCGCUCCAAUCGCGACUGCACGACCUCGUUAAAUACAUGGCCACAAGAUUAAAAAGCCUUCAACCAGCAGAUCCUGCAAUCUUGACAAUACAUCAUCAAGAUCGGUCUCCUAUUUUCUCGCUUCAGACAUCGAUGCCACGUGAACUUGCGAGCUUUCUCCAGGCUGAAGGACAAAUUGUCCGAGCGAUUAUGCCUCCCACCGUCCCAGUGGGAACGGAACGAGUGCGCGUGUGUCUUCAUGCUAGGAAUACAUUCGAGGAGAUAGAUCGCUUGACUACUCUGAUCAAGGAAUGGGUUGAACAGCAACGUCCAAGGAGGACCUAUAGGCUGUAG
Molecule: messenger RNA, 1239 nt
Organism: Histoplasma mississippiense
Lineage: Eukaryota; Fungi; Ascomycota; Eurotiomycetes; Onygenales; Ajellomycetaceae
Exons: 3
Coding region: 1-1239 (412 amino acids)
Biological process (GO): biosynthetic process
Molecular function (GO): pyridoxal phosphate binding
Source: RefSeq, a predicted model, not a curated record